AUGACCCAAUUAUUCGGUUCAUCGUCGGGCCACAAUGAGCGGAAGACUCCCUCAUCGCCUGGCUCAAGCGGCGGCCGCUUCGGCUCAUCUUCAUCCUCUUCUUCCUCUCAUUUCCCUACAAAACUCAAGAAUUUCUUCCGAAUAAAUAGUCUUGGUAGUAACAGUAACGCGUCGUCCAGUGGUGAGCUCCAUACCUCUAAUCUCGGCAGCUCGCUCCGCCCUAAAUCCCGUUUCCUAAGAGGCCGAUCUACUUCAUCGGCCAGCCAGCUGGAUCAUGCUGAAAUCUCGCCCACAGCGAACGCGAAUCCGUACUUUGCCCACCAGGGCCCUCCGGCGCUCAGACAUCAUAAUGAAGGGAGUGCCCCUCCAUCCCCCCCGGAAACGCCCGAAUUGUCGUUGUCUCCGCCGGGUAUCAGCAUCGGUGUAUCGGGUGCAAAUGACCAGCAGCUACAGGCGAACAAGGAGGAGCUGGCACGAAAGUUGAGUAGUAAGGGGAAUCGGCCGGAUUCUGCGACAGAGGAAGGGGGAAAGCCGCCGUCGCUGAACUACUCGCCCGCCGCGUCAUCACCACUCAGUAAUGGAUCGGGGGAGCUGAGGAGUACGUCGACAUCGAACUUACUUGUGCCAGGGGCUGGCGAGGCGAUACCGGAGCGGCUUAGGAAUGGACAAUUCAGGAGGACGUAUAGCUCGAACUCAAUCAAAGUAAGGAAUGUGGAAGUUGGGCCGGGGAGCUUCGAUAAGAUCAAGUUGUUGGGUAAGGGUGACGUUGGGAAGGUAUAUUUGGUACGGGAGAAGAAGAGUAAUAGGCUGUAUGCCAUGAAGGUAUUGAGUAAAAAGGAAAUGAUCAAGAGGAAUAAGAUCAAAAGGGCAUUGGCCGAACAGGAGAUUCUGGCUACCAGUAAUCAUCCGUUCAUUGUCACCCUUUACCAUUCUUUCCAAUCGGAGGAUCAUCUCUACCUGUGCAUGGAGUACUGCAGUGGUGGCGAAUUCUUCAGAGCUUUGCAAACGCGGCCUGGAAAAUGUAUCCUCGAGGACGAUGCGCGGUUUUAUGCUGCGGAAGUUACCGCAGCUUUAGAGUACCUGCAUCUGAUGGGUUUCAUUUACAGAGACCUCAAGCCGGAAAAUAUUCUGUUGCAUCAGUCUGGACAUAUCAUGUUGUCAGACUUUGAUUUGUCAAAACAGUCAGAGCCUGGUGGUGUGCCAACCAUGAUUGUCGCUAGGGGAGGAGCCUCUCAAAACUCACUCCCUGCGAUCGAUACAAAAUCCUGCAUUGCUAAUUUCCGAACAAAUUCGUUUGUUGGAACUGAGGAGUACAUCGCGCCAGAGGUAAUAAAGGGUAAUGGACAUACUAGUGCUGUGGAUUGGUGGACUCUCGGUAUAUUGGUAUACGAGAUGUUGUAUGGAACUACCCCAUUCAAAGGAAAAAACCGAAAUGGGACUUUUGCAAAUAUCCUCAGGGAUGAAGUUGGUUUCCCGGAGCACCCAGGCUCGCCCUCAAUAACAAAUAACUGCAAGUCUUUAAUACGCAAAUUACUUGUAAAGGACGAAAACCGCCGAUUGGGUUCUCGUGCCGGUGCAUCAGAUGUCAAAGGACAUGCUUUCUUCAGGUCAACACAGUGGGCUCUAUUGCGUCAUAUGAGGCCCCCAAUGGUCCCAAACCAAGGGAAGGGCAUUGAUGCAGUGAACUUCCGCAGUGUGAAAGAGAGUGAAAGUGUUGAUAUUGGCGCCGCCAGGGUGCGUGGAGUACCGCUCUCAAGCGAUCUUGAAACACCCGGCGAGAAGGACUUCGAUCCUUUUGAGGAGUUCAAUUCUGUCACUUUACAUCAUGAUGGUGAUCACGACCAUCAACAACACCAUGAAGAAUUAAAUGAGGAUGCUGUACAAAUGAGAUAG
Molecule: messenger RNA, 1893 nt
Organism: Morchella sextelata
Lineage: Eukaryota; Fungi; Ascomycota; Pezizomycetes; Pezizales; Morchellaceae
Exons: 7
Coding region: 1-1893 (630 amino acids)
Biological process (GO): protein phosphorylation
Cellular component (GO): plasma membrane; nucleus; cytoplasm
Molecular function (GO): ATP binding; protein serine/threonine kinase activity
Source: RefSeq, a predicted model, not a curated record